CGACAAUAAACGCCACCGCACAGAAAUAAUUCUCCUUCGUUCCCCACCUCACCUAUACACAUAAUAAAUUUUCUCUCCAAGUUUUAAAUCGUAAAAAAUGGUUUUUGCCUUUUUGGCUCUCUACCGAGAGAGAGAGUGAGAGUAGAGGCGGACAGAGGCGAGCAGGUGGAGAGAGAAAGCAAGCACAAAAACAAAUCAAAGCAGAAGCAAAGCGGGUGCAAGCAAGCAAUGCAGCUUUAGAUCUCGCUUCCAGUUCUUUACCCUCCUGGUUUCCUUCGUUUUCAAGCUUUGCUUUCCCCUUCAUGGACUGGCAGAUUUGAGUGAUUCAGAGGCCACAUUUGCUCGGUAAGUCACAGAUCUGGGCUGGGUGUACCUUUCGCCUUCGGGGAAUUGCUUAUUUUGGAUCCGAUCUUUUACUUGAAAAGCUUCUCGUAAUAGUGUUCUAUGGCCAUCUCUGGGCUUCAUUUGAACUGGAUUCUCUAUUUCAUUCGGCAGACAGGUGUAGUGUAGAGUGUAGACUGUGUGGUGAGGCGAAAUCUGUGGAGUACGAAUUAGUUUCAAGGAGAUUUGAGAAUGCCGAUUUUCUUAUUGUAAUUUUCCUGGAUUUGUCGUUGUGAGCAGAGAUUCCGUUUUCCUUAUUAAAGUUAGCAACGGUGGGCGGUGGUAUGGGGAGCAAUUAUGUCGUUUUCCUUAAGGCCCGAACAAAUAUUUUGCAGAAACAUAAAAAGAAACAAUGGCGGACGGAUUUGGUUCUGGCAUUGUCACAUGCUGUUGUCGGGGUGUUCUUGAGCUCACACUUGCGAUUGCAUUUUACUUAUUGUUGAGCGAGAUAUGGGGAAGUCAGUGAAGUCGCCUGCGAGGUGGAUCAAAGCUGUACUGUUUGGGAAGAAGUCGGCCUCGAAAUCAAGUGGCGGUAAAGGAAGGGAGAGAGGUUCAAAUGAGAAAGAGAUCCUGGCUUCUGCUAAGGAAUCAGAUGCUGACAUCACGCUAAUUUCUUCUGUGGUGUCCCAAACAAACCCCAACUUUCUGGACGAAGUUGAAAGGAGGGAGGAACCAGAGAACAAGGAAAAUGUAAACCCACCACAUGAAGGUGGAGUGAUGUUAUCUGGAAAUCAGGAUAGUAAUUUACAAGGCUCUGAAAUUGAAGAAGUGACAUGUGACCCGGAAAAGAUUAAAGAAGAGAAAGCUGCGACUGUGGCACAAGCUGCUUUUAGGGGUUACCUGGCACGCCGAGCGUUCCGGGCCCUCAAAGGCAUAAUAAGACUACAGGCACUCAUCCGUGGGCACUUGGUCAGGAGACAAGCUGUUGCUACUUUGUGCUCUAUGCUGGGAAUUGUCAAGUUGCAGGCAGUUGCUCGAGGGAGGAUUGUCAGGAACUCUGAUAUUGGGCAAGAGAUACACAGGAUUUACAUUUUUGUGAAGGCUCGGGAUGGAAAAGCUGUUGAUGCUGCUGGUGUUCAUGUUUCUGUCCUUGUAGCAAAGCGGUCAACAAAUGCUUUUGUUCGUAAGCUUGUAUUGUCAUCACCAACAGUGAUGCCGUUACGCCUAUCUUAUGAACCUGCUCAACCGAAUUCUGUCCCGAACUGGUUGGAACGCUGGUCAGCAUCUCAGUGUUGGAAAUCACUACCACAGCUGCCGAAGAAAACCCAUCCUUCAAAACCCCAGCAACGAAAGCAGGGUCAUAGCCAAGCUGUGGAAACCGAAACUGCUAGACCAAAGCGCAGUGUUAGGAGGGUUCCUGCUGCUAAUACUGACAACAAUACUGUUCAGGGGCAAGCAGCAUCGGAAACUGAGAAGCCCAAGCGUAGCUUCAGGAAGAUCACCAGCGGCCAUCCAGUAGUCGAUGCAGUUCAGGAAAACCCACAAAGUGAGCUUGAAAAGGUGAAAAGAAACUUGAGGAAGGUGCAUAACCCAGUAGUAGAGAGCAAUAUUCAACCUGAGGUUGACGUUGAGAAGCCCAAGCAAAGCUUAGAGAAAGCUUCAAGCACUCCCAGCGAGAAGCCAAAGCCUAGUGCAGAAAAGGUGUCAAAUACUCCAAGAGAGAAGCCGAAGCCAAUUGCAGAAAAGGCGUCAAGUGCUCCUAGCGAGAAGCCAAAGCAAAGUUUAGAGAAGGUAUCGAGUGCGCCAGGAAUGCCAACUGAGGCUGUGUCCAGUCAGGCACUGAACAGUUCAGCUGAGAAGCCCAAGAAAGUGACACCAUCCAAAGAAGCUGAUGCGAUCGAAUUUGAACCGACAUUAACUCUAUCUCCAUUAAAAAAGACUCCUGAGCCACUGGAAAAGGAAGAAAUGUUUGAAGUUCUGCAGACCGAUCAGCCUUCAAUCGAAUCGCUGCCAGUUGGAACUGAAAGUAAUGGUAAAGUAGAGACUACUGCUUUUACCAAUGGGGAUGCAUGCAAGGAGGAUCCUGCAAGCAAUGAGAACCACAAGUCUGGUGUCAAGAAAGCUACUACUACUACCCAAGGGAAGCAGGAACAUGGUGAAGAGAAUGGGAUGCAGAAUACUAGUAGUCCAUCAAUUCCGAGUUACAUGGCUGCAACUGCUUCUGCUAAGGCCAAGCUGAGAGCACAGGGCUCCCCAAGACUCAGCAGCAGCCAACAAGAUAGUGGUGAGAAAAGCAAUUCCACACGGCGCCACUCUUUGCCCUCCUCAACUAAUGCCAAGAUCAGCUCCCAGUCACCGAGAACCCAACGACCUGUCAAUGGCAGCGGAGGCAAGGCAGGAAGCAAAGUGGAUAAAACUGUGUUGUCUUCAAGAGAUGGAAAUGUGAAAGGAAACCAAGCAGAGUGGAGGAGGUGAGUUAUCAACGAAUCUCCAGAGUUCCCAAUUAAAUUUUAAGGAUUGCUAGCGGAAAUUUCUCGGAGUUCAAGUUCUGCAGUAGUUUUUGUUUGCGUCGACAGAGUGUCAGACCAUAUGAAUAUGCAUAAUUUGGGGUCUUAUAUUUGUUAAGCUGGGAAGGGUUUGUUGGCUGGCUGUGUAAGUUACUACUGUCUGGCCCCUUAGUCUAUUUUAAUCUCUCAAGUCUCAACUUGUUUUCAUGUUGCGUUUAUUUUCUGAGAGUGUCUGGACAUCAUAGGCGAUGAGAAGUUGUCUCAUCCUUCUCUGAAACUGUUUCUGUUUUGUGUCUGUCUCUCCCUACCCCUCUCUCCGUCUGUUCGACUCGAGUGGCUGUCUAUAUUGUAAUCUGGAUUCCCUCUUCUGCUCGUCUUUCGUAAUCCGACAUCUCGUCUGGUUGAUUGUGUUCAUUUGGGUGGGGGUGAAAUUUGCGUUAGCAAGUAAUGAGUUUUACGUGGACCUUUUUCUGAUCAGAAUUGAUG
This is a messenger RNA of Linum tenue, 3314 nucleotides long. Lineage: Eukaryota; Viridiplantae; Streptophyta; Magnoliopsida; Malpighiales; Linaceae. The record is from the annotation of a GenBank genome assembly.